This is a messenger RNA of Betta splendens (Siamese fighting fish), 5999 nucleotides long. It is a transcript of the gene erf, whose product is annotated as Ets2 repressor factor. The coding region runs from base 660 to 2573 and encodes 637 amino acids. The record is from RefSeq and is a predicted model, not a curated record. Gene Ontology annotation, molecular function: DNA-binding transcription factor activity, RNA polymerase II-specific; sequence-specific DNA binding. The transcript has 5 exons. Gene Ontology annotation, cellular component: nucleus. Lineage: Eukaryota; Metazoa; Chordata; Actinopteri; Anabantiformes; Osphronemidae. Gene Ontology annotation, biological process: cell differentiation; regulation of transcription by RNA polymerase II.
GUGGCAGGAGGAGAGCGAAACACGACACCCCGCGAGAGGAAGGGGGGUUUGAGAGAGAGAGCACGGAGUGAGUGAGCGAGUGAGUGGAAAAAGAAAAGUGUGAGCCGGAGAAAGAAGAGCCGAGUUGGUACUUUAUUCCUUCCAGGAGCGCCGCUCGUCUCUCUGCCGUUGAGGAUGGGGAUGGUGAUGUGGAGGAAGAGUGGACCAUGCGACGUCGUUCGAACCACUGGGAACAACAUUUAGACUCGUCGCAUUCCGUUGCUCCAGCACCGAUCGACGGCAGCGCGUCUCCUCCAAAGUCCGACGUGCGCCAUUCACACCCGGGCGGCUCAAUCCCUCCUCCCAAGAGGCUCGGGGCAACUUUCCGCACCAGGAGACCCGUGCUGCAAAACAAACGACCCCGCACGAAAAAGUUUUCCAGACAAUGUCUGUUAGCUGAGUGAAAAGGCAGAAGCUCGUGCGACGUUUGGCGGAGCGUUGAAGCUGGAAAUCCGCGCUCAUAAUCGGGUCAGGUUCUUUCUAAGAAGCCGCUCGUGAGAACAACACCGGAGGAAGGAGUGGGGUGUCGCUGCUAACUUCGCUAGCGACUUGGCUAACGGCUAACUAACGUCCAAAGUUAGCAGUCGACGGGGAAAGUGGGCGAAGCGGCCGCGGCAGCGAUGAAAACCCCGGCGGACUCGGGGUUCGCCUUCCCGGAAUGGGCCUACAAGCCCGAGUCAAGCCCGGGCUCCAGGCAGAUCCAGCUGUGGCAUUUCAUCCUGGAGCUGCUGAGGAAGGAGGAGUACCACGACGUCAUCGCCUGGCAGGGAGACUACGGGGAGUUCGUCAUCAAGGACCCAGACGAGGUGGCUCGUUUGUGGGGAGCCAGGAAGUGCAAGCCACAGAUGAACUACGACAAGCUCAGCAGAGCACUGAGAUACUACUACAACAAAAGGAUCCUCCAUAAAACCAAAGGGAAGAGAUUCACCUACAAGUUCAACUUCAGCAAACUGGUGCUGGUCAACUACCCCUUCAUCGACAUGGGCUCCGGCCGAGGGGUCCCCCAGAGUGCCCCCCCAGUACCAACCGGAGGGACCCACUUCCGCUUCCCCCCCUCCACGCCCUCAGACGUGCUCUCGUCCAGCGAGGAGCUGCGCAGCCCGGGAAUGUUCAGCAGCGUGGCCCGUCGCAUGGCGCGGGGCUCCGUCAGCGACUGCAGCGACGGCACCUCCACCAACUCGGAGCUGGAGGAGGCUGUGGGGGCGGAUGAGAGGGGCGUGGGGCCCGAGAGGGCUUUCAGGGGUCUUCUGCCCCCUCGCCUGACUCACGAGUCUCUGUUCAGGGUCUACGGGGGAGGCCCAAACCCAGCAGGGCUCCCCAGACCGGCCCCCAGGGUCCACCCCGAGCCUUUGUCACCAUUCCCUGUCUCCCCCCUGCCUGGCCCCGGGGGUCUUCUUGCCCCAACUCUGUCCCCAGCCCUUUCUAUGACUCCCACCCCCCACCUGCCCUACACCCCAUCCCCCUCCCUGUCCUCUCCCAUGGUCGGCUCUCAUUUCUCCUUCAACCCGGAGGACAUGAAGCACUACCUGCAGGCCCACACUCAGUCGGUCUACAACUACCACCUCAGCCCCCGAGCCUUCCUCCACUACCCCAACAUCGUCAUCCCUCAGCCCCAUCGCCCCACUCCAGAGAAGCCAGCUCCCCAUCAUCUCCACGGCCCCCCCCUGCCGCUCUCCCAUUCGCUCAGCCAGCACCCUGGAAGUGGAGAAGAUGUGCAGCAGCACCCGUCACCGUUCAAGUUCAAACUGCAGCCACCUCCGCUUGGGCGCAAGCAGAGGGAAGCUGGAAGCUCACUGGCUGCUUCUGCCUCAUCCUCCUCAUCCAGCCAGUCUUCAUUUACUGGUUCUAGUCAGACAACUAAAUCCAUCCUGUCCACAGGGGCUCCGAAGAUCAAGGUGGAGCCCAUAUCAGACAUUGAGUCAGAGGAGGAGGAGGUGGAGGUGACUGACAUCAGCGAGGAAGAGGAGCUGAAUCAUGAGGAAGAAGGCGACAUCUUUCCCCCGACAGCUCGCCACCAUCAUCACUUGAUGAACAAUGAGCAUCGGGCUAAUGGGAAUGGCAGCAGCCCCUCUGCUGCUCCUCCUCCUCACAGCAACCACGAUGACGACCCUGAUGACGACGAGGAGGUCUUCAAAACUCCGGCCACUCCUCCCAUCGGGAGCGGAGGCCUGGCCUUCCCACUGAUCAACCUGAAGACCGAGCCGGGUCAGGCGGCUCCCAUCAGCCCCGGAGGCACACGCUGCAUUCCGCUCAAGCUGCGCUUUAAACGCCGCUGGAGCGAAGACCAGAAGAUGGAGGCGGACGGAGAAAGGGACGAGGCAGAGGACAAGAAAGUGAGAGCUGAGGGAGAGGAGGAGGUGGAGGGCAACAGCAAGCACGCAGGCGGGAAGGGGGGAGAGGUGGAAAAGUUGGGAGGGAAAGGAGGAGGUGUUAUUCUGGGGUUGAUGCUACCACCACCUCCCACACAGCGCAGAGCCAGCUCCGAGCUGCAGAGAGCUACAGCACAGCUGUCUCUGGAAAACACUGGCUGCUGAGCGUCGUGUGCACAAGCACAGACACGCUCUCAGAGGAUCCAGCUCAGACACACAACACACACCUCUGGGAGUCUUCAACCACCCGGGCAGCAGUUCAGCCUUAAAGGUUUUAGUUUGACACAAAUAAGUAAGAAACUGAAGUUGUUUCAUGUUCGUUGUGCAUCUGAAUAUGUACAUGCAUCAUGAUUAGGUAGUUCUGUGCAGGAGCUCCGUGAAUUAGUCAGAAGUCAAACAUUUUCCUACAUAGAUGACAUCUACAUGAUUCAGAGGAAGAAAAGAACAAGAUGACUGUGAGACUGUCAGCGUAAUGAUCUAUAUGCACCCAUAUUACACAGAUGUGCCCACGUAGCCUCUAACGGACUGAAGACACAGCCGUGCUCCUGUUGUGACUGCGACUCUAGAUGAGCAGACCCACGCUGACCCACGCUUCAGACACUGCCUUGUCCCACACAGAAUCAAGCUCAUCACACCAGUCCCCACCGUGUCUUCAAUGGCGUGUGAGUUUGACUGGUGCAGGUUUGCGUUGGCUCAGAGGCAGCGUAUCGCACAGCAGUAGAUUGAAUUUCUCGCUCAUGCCUGGCUCACUUGAAGGUGAUGAGCCCUCCACUAGACGUCCCUCUCUUCUUUUUCCUCCUUUGUGCUCGCCGGAACACGCAGACGGAUCCUGAUGUCGCUGAAACACUUUUAACAGCCCUGAUAGAGAUUACAGAGGUGCCUCUCUGUCUGCAGCAGGUCACAGCAUGGAGGGCAGUGAGAGUUGGGGGGGGCACCCCUCUGUGACGGAUCCUGUAGACUGAAGGGGGUUUUUACUUUCCAGAGGAGAUUAGAAAGAAGAGUGUAACAGGUCCUUUCUCCUGGAGCAGCUAUCGGACUGCAUCAGGGCCUCUUCAUGCUCGGCUCGUUCACUACAGCGUAUGAAGACCUGAAAUGAGGACAGACAAACUAAACCUGAGGGGAAGGAGGAUUUGAUGAACUGACUUUGACAUCUCAACCUCUGACCCGUCAUAUGGACUAAUGGCUCUGUUACACUCACUGUACAGAAAACUCAGCCUGGUAUCGGAGGGAAGCUCUGCAUCCUCCUGCUCCUCUCUCUGCUUUUUCAGCGAAACGAGGAAGCGGCUUCAAGAACGGCUAUAAUUAGACACCCUUGUUCAUGAUUGUGUGUGUGUGUGAGGACCCAAAGCUGGUGUAAAAAGGCCUCAAGGAUACAUAGUGUCUCCGCUUAGUGUGUCCCUGCGUGACUUCGCACAAUGUUUUUGGGGGGUUUGGAGGUUUGAGGGCAUUGUAGUAUUUUGUGUCUACAACACACAGAUCAGCAGCUCUCUUCUGCAUUCCCGCUUUCUUUUGUAAAGACUGUGUUCUUUCUGUCAGAGGACCCAUGUGCCUCCUGAAAAGCAUGGGACAGUAUUUUAGGGCAUUUGCAGUGAUCUGGGGGAGUUCUGUAUUUUGGAGACAAUAGCGGAAUCUGUUCAUGUGAUGUUUUCAUGAGCAAGUAUUGAAGUGAACUGAUUUUUGUUGGGAACCAUGUAAUGAAUGUUGAGCGUCAAGGUGAACUCAGGCAAAACUUCACUGAGAUACUGAGAAACAUUAUUUUUAACAAUGUUUUAUUCAUAUAGUUUAAAAACGCCCAUUUUGAUUGUGCCUUUUUAAGCCAACAUGAGUUUUAUCAAGGGUCCCCAGCUAAAUAUUUUAACUAACACACACACACACACACACACACACACACACACACACACACACACAGUACCAUCAUGCCUUCUGCUUUUGUAAGAAAGAUACAGAAAAAAUAAAUCUACACCUAUAUAUUUUAUUCAAAUAUAUUGAAUUCAAAUAUUAUAUUUCAAUAUGGUCGUUUGAUACAAAUCAGGAGAAUCCUACUAUUUUUAAUGGUAAAGAUAUGUAUAUAUUCUAAUAGGCAUAUUAUUACCAGUAUAAUUCAGCCUUUGCCUUCUCACCCUUGCCUUCUCUUGACCGUUGAGCUGCCGUAACAAAGGCCGCUGGUAUCAGAGUUUUAUAUUUAUAUUGUAAAAAAAAAAACAGUUAUUGUGUGUUCAGGGGACCGAGGGUGUGUCGAGACAAGGAUGAGUGAGUGAGAACACUUAGCAGACCUGGGUCACGUCAUAUUUACCUUCAGUGGGUGUAUUUGUGGAGUAGCAGGGCGCGGUUUGCCACAUCAGGACGGGGUCCAGCUGUACAGAGGUAGAUGUUGCGUUAUCGUUUGGGCUCCUGGCUGGUGAACCCACCUGUCUGAGUAAAACUCCACUGACUGAUCCACAUCUGUUUAAAAGGUGUGGAGGCGCAAGGUGGAAGCACAGCUGCAUGUGUAGAGACUGAUUCUGAUUGGACCACCGCUGCUCAGAAGCCUGGUUUGAGCAUCGAAAAUGGACCUGAGGAAGUUUGUGUGAAUGAGGGUCAGAUGCUCCCACAGCGAGUGGCAUCACAUCCUCACCCACCUCACCCUCACCCUUCUCACCCCCAGCCAGCCCCACCCUCACCCUCAACCAGCUCAUUGAGUUAUGGUUCCUAACGCAGCGAGUGGACUUGAAUGGCUUGGUCUUGCUUUGACGUGCAGAUUGUCCAACCAGCUUCCGUCUCGUUUCUCUUCACACAUCGUUGUUUCUCAGAUGUCUGUCCUUCAGCGUGCUUCAGCUUGCCAACAUUAUCAGCAUUCCUCUUUUAAAAAGCCAGGGUCAGACCUUCCACAUCUUGUAGUUUAUUUAGUAAAAUAUGCUGACAAAGGCACCUGAGGCAAGUUUAAGGACAGAUGUGGCAGCUGACGAGUGUCUGGGGUCUGAAAGCGAAGACGAGCAGCUGUACCUGAACCGUUCACAAACAAACAUGCCGCAGUAACCGUUUCCCACCGGGUAAAUCUCACCCCUUGAUUUUAUUGACGCUGUUCUUAUUUGCUUCUGUGUUUUUCCGACAUAUUACCGUUAUCUUGUAAUUAUUAUAUUAUUAACAUUACUAUUUUUCAUUAAUUUGUACCCUCUUGCCAUGGCAUGACCUCUUCUCCAUGAAUUCCUGGUUGUCUGUGGGUUUUUGUUGCAGUUGGCUCUCUUCUCUAUGAACCUGAAGUCGGUGCAGUUUGUUUUUGUUUUUACUUACAAUGAUUUUCUAACCACGCGACCAUGGACAAGAGGAGGGUCACAUAACCCCACAUGAUAUACAGGGGAAAGAAGCAAGUGUUUUUAUUUUUGAUGUUCUGUCAGAAAAAAGAGAAAUGUACUGUUUAACCAUUGUAUUAUUUGAAACGUGUCCCCUGUCCUCUCUGUCUCCCCCCCGUCCCCGUCUCUCCUUAGUGGUGAGCUCCCACUCACGAGGGGAGACGGAGACUGGUUUUCAUCAUGGAAGAAGUGCCUGUACUUCUGUUCAUCUUCAUUUGUAAUUAAACAAUUAUCAGGGUUCAUUAAAAAAGGUAAAAAUGGA